Molecule: messenger RNA, 5698 nt
Organism: Thermothelomyces thermophilus ATCC 42464
Lineage: Eukaryota; Fungi; Ascomycota; Sordariomycetes; Sordariales; Chaetomiaceae
Exons: 1
Coding region: 2525-5560 (1011 amino acids)
Source: RefSeq, a predicted model, not a curated record
CGGGACCGCCACGCGCACCGAGAUCGUCGAGCUCCUCGUGGCCUCCCACCUCUCCGUCCAGGAAAACUCAGUGGGCGACCUACGGCUCAUUGAGUGGGUCGGACGUGUGCGAGCUAUCCUGCGCAGCCCCAUCCAGCGUUCUCGGCGGUCGCCCGUUACCUAGAAUGGGCGGCGUGAUGCUCGGGAAGGCAUGCACUUCAGUGGACGUGCUCCCAAUCACGGAUCGUCGCCUCGACGCUCCCGACCUAACCCUGUGAUGUACCCAGCCCACGGGCUACGCCGCCAUACCCACGCAUCGAUUACCAGGAGGGAAGGACGCCCACGCAAUACGCGGCCGAGGCGACCAGCAUCGCCUCCUUCACGUCUCGGCUCUGCUUCACACCCGACGCAUAGAAUAUCCAGCCCAGCAAUCACUGGGGGACCCGAUCGUACCAGAGCAGACGACAGCGACCGAUCCACUCCCGAAUCCGCGUCACCCGUGCCAUCUACAUCAUCUCAGGAGGACGACAUUGCACGCCCCUUUCGCCAGCCAUCCAUGACAGACGGGCAGAUUCUAGGACAAGCUGUUAGGCCAAUAUCAGCUACCGGUGUGGAUGACAUCGCACGCCCCUUUCGUCAGCCAUCCAUGACGGACGGGCAGAUACUAGGACAGGCUGUAAGGCCAACGUCAGUUAUCCUUGAGAGCAGCUCAGAAAGCCCGUCUCCACACACUAGUGAUGCCCGACCAUCCAUGGCGAGUCCGGCGCCACGGAACAGUGGCCGGCACCGGCCUUCCCGUCGCCGACAAAGGUCAUCGGCCUCGCCGUCGGACUCUGACAUCGCACGGCCCUUUCGCCAGCCGUCCAUGACAGACGGGCAAAUUCUAGGGCAGGCGGUAAGGCCAACAUCGGCUAUCGUUGAGAGCAGGUCCGUACGCCCCUCUCGGUACCCUGGUGAUGCCCGACCAUCCAUGGCGAGUUCGGUGUCACGGAAGAAUGGCCGAUCUAUCGGCCGUCGACGAGGAUCGUCGACCUCGCCCUCGGACGCUGACACCGCACGCCCCUUACGUGAGCCAUCCAUGACCUACGGGGAGAUAUUACAGCCGGUAACAGAUCGAAAAACCAAGCGUUGCAUUCCCAGCAAUCUCUCAAUUGGCCUUGAUCCUGUACCACGAGGCUCAUCAAGGCAGCACAACAGGCAGAGAAGUCUUGCUCAUUCGCGAGCGCCGGAGCCUCCCGAACCGCACUCUCAGAGCAGAAAAAGGUCAUCGAAGCCAGCCGAUCUGCCACUGGAAACGCGCUUUCACGGCCUAGACUCUCGACAGAGUCAUGGUGUCAAUACCGCCGCCUCUUCGCGUAGAGUUAAGCCAUUGAACAGGUCAUCGUUUUCACAACUGACCGCCGCUCAAAUUUCAGCGCCUGAGAAGAUAUCGUCUUCCCUAUCUUCGAAGCGGGGCCGGGUUCGGGCUACAGAACAUGAUGACAGACGUCAGCAUCGAGAGCCUCCCUUAGGCUCGGAAACUUAUCGAGCUGAUGCGGCGACCCAGACAUCACCACCUCCUGCAGAGACCUCGAGGGCACAGCGCUAUCGAUCCGCUUUCCAGAAGCGAAAGGAUCGAAGAGCGGCAGAGGCUCUGAGGGAGGCGUCAGGGAGUCAAUCUACUUUCCACGGAACCGAUGCGACGACUCUACGGAAACCGACGGUGUCGUUCCCAUCAGGACCACCGCGUGCAACGUUUCCUACGCAACCGGCACCGGCGCCGACAAAUGAGUUAGAUAUAAAGGCGAGAAGCAUCUCUCCGGCCAGCUCGUGUCGUUGCAAUGGUCCGCCAAGCUCGCUUCUGGCUGAACCCGUCGCCGAUGCAGCUCUCUCACCACCGGCUGAUGCCAUGGCAGGCACCGAACCCUACAGUGGAUCGCCUCAUCCUGCUCACCCAGGACAAGCGAGAAUGCGAAUACUUACCGAGAGGCAGCGGUCUGUGUCAAUCCUUCUUCCGCCUACACAAGCGCCUGCUAGUUCUUCACACGGUUCGGCUUUCGAAUCGGGCGCGCGGACAUUAGAACAUAGCCGAGCGACGUUUUGGGACUCCUCUGCAUCUUUGCCCCAUAGAUCAAGCGCAGCAUCUCUUCGGGCACCCCGACCAAGGCGAAACUUGUCUGUUGUCAUACCAAGGUUAGAAGGGAUGUCAAGUGAUGACCACAGUGAUGGCUUGCAAGCAAGCGAGAGUGAACCUAUUCAACCAGCCGCUUCGCACUUGGAGAUACCAACACAACAGUCUUUGGCAUAUUCGCAAGCUGGACAGCUUCCAGGAGACUGCGAGGAAUUCGAGUCGAUACCAGCUAUUCAGAGCGAAGAUGCCAAUACUGUUUGGGUGGACUCUCAAGUAGCUCAGCAUCUCAGCCCCCAGAGGUACCAACAAUCUGCACAACCGGACGCAGCGAGGCGUUUUUCCGAGGACUGUGAGAACAUCAUCCCGCAAGAACGAGCUCCCUGGGCACCGCGGGACCCCCCGCCGACCUUCUUCAAACCGCGGUUUUUUCCUCCAAUGUCGCCGACUACGUGGCGGAAUAAUUUCGCGAGAAGACGGAAGCGGAGGGUAUCGACCGCACUGCCAGAGAAACCGUCAAAGGAGGCACCGGAGAAUACCCCUGAUCUAAGCUCGACUUCGCAGACUGAGAAGCGCAGCUCAGGUGCAGACAUACAUGAUGCAGCGCAAGAGACUUCCCAUGGCUCGGAGAGAAUUCCACAAGGACCUUCGCAAUCCCAAUCUGGCGACUCGGUGACCGAUGUCGAUGCAGAGACGAGUCCGUGGCAGACCGUGCCCGACGAUGCAUCAAUCUUCGUGUCGGAGUCGGAGGACGGCUCCAGCAUGCACAAGAUUAAGACUCCAGGGACGCAGGAUUUGAAACAGGCCAAGGUAUGGUCAGAUGAACGUCAUCUGGUUGAUUCGUCGGGGGACGAGUCGGGGAGGUUGCGAGAGGCGGACAAUUCACGGCAGGAGGUUCCAGAGUCAGCGUCAUCAUCGGCACAGCUAGCCAAACUCGAUGAGGCUCGACAUGAUGAGGGGUAUUUUAAGGGAAAGACGUUAGAACAGGGCGGUGAUACGCGCUUUGACGAGUGGGUGGCGGCGAAGUUGCGUGAAAGCCAGCGCUCGGAGUCGGAGUGCGCGGAAGCGGAGAAUUGCGUGCGGGAAGAGGCUCCCGCGGGCCAGUUACAGGCCGCAGAGCCGGUGCAUCAGCCGAAGCCGCGGAAGCGAACAGAUCCCGAGAUUGCCUCCACGGAGCCGGUACAACCCACGGAACCGGAGCGGUAUAUGAAAUCACCACGGGCCCUGGAAGAGGAGCAGGUUCCUGUGCAUGAACAGGAUGCAGAGGCUGAACGGCAUGCGGAAUCCCAGCCGCUUACGGAAACGGAACUAGACGCAAAGCCUGAGAAGCAGCAGGAUUCAGCCAACGGGACCGAAGGAUCAAGGCAAGAGCAGAACGCAUCGGCCCCGGAGCGUUCUAAGAGAUCCAAAUCCAGCUUUGAUUGGGCCGAACUAUCCGGCGAUGACGACCCUGAGAUUGGGUUCUCCGAGUGGAAGGAGAGAAACCUGCCGGGUUAUCAGACACAAAGCCGCCCUCGAUCAGAGGCGGCCGGGAAGCCGGAGAAGCCAAAGGAGACCGCUCGGGAGCACUACGCCUUCGUGCCCCAACCUCAACCCGCGAAACCAAAAGCGUUGGUGAAGACAAAACAAAAGCCGGCCAAAUCUCCAAAGUCAAUCGCAGCGCCGACCGAAACCAUCACUGCAGAAGCAGCUUCGGAUACCGCCCCGAAAAAGAUGCUGUGGAGCCAGAUUGUUCGGGGAAGCUCGACAAAGUCCAGAACUCCAGCAAAAGCGCAGAGUGGAUCGGGAUCAGUGUCAAUGUCUGGUCAAAAGAAGAGCGCAACGCCGUGGCGUCGAGUACAGGCUCAUCAACCUCCAAGUGGCCAAGAAGAAGAUUUUCCAGCUCUAACAGCAAAGGAAAAGGGGAAACGCGUAGAUCGGAAAACCUGGAGAAGGGUCCAGUCAUCAGAGCAAGCCAGUGUAUCGACCGGAAAGGCGAAAGGGAAACAGCCAGAGCCUGUGAAUCCCUUUCACGCGCUAGAACCGCUCGUUGAGCGUGUUGCCUCGACGGCCAACGCAGGGUCUCCCAAGGAGGAGAGUGACUGGGAGCGUGACUGGGAGUCUGGGCAUGAGGGGGAGGGCGAAAGUUCGAAAAGAGCGGCAGCUCGGGAGCCUGCGUGGAUGCGACAGGCCGCCAAGGAUACGGAAGCAAAAGAACAGGCAUCUCCUCUGGGGCCUGGGGAGUUAGUGGGUGAGAAAUCCCAGGAAAUGGCAAGCCAUGAUGAAGGUGACAGCUUCAGGACUGCUCCAGCUCAGGAACAUGGAAUAGCACAGCAGGAGACCGAGAGCGAGACAACUCGGGGGAUCGCAGCCCCUGGUUAUAGAAGCGUAAAAAAGCCGCGCGGAAAAAAGGGCAGUAAGAAAGAAAAGCGCCAGCCCAAGCACAGGACUCCCGCAGAGACUGCUAGGCCCAGCCCCUCCGCCACAACCGUUUUGACGGGCGAUCCAUCUAUGCCACACUCUCCUACCCCGUUAUCACCGAACCCGUCGGAAUGCUCUUCCACCUCCACCCUCGGCCGCGCGAACCCAUCCAUCCUCACUCCCCUGGGAAGUCCUAAGCACCCGACUGGCGCCAAGGAUGAAUUCACAGAGACACAUGCACCACCUGGAUCACCAUCCCCCCCGCCGCCGCCGCUGUCAUCACCACUCCCUUUGGGGGACGGAAAGCCGGCCCCCACGCAGCCGCGUACCACAAAACAACGAAGGAGGAUGCUGCGGCGGCAACGACAAGAGCAAGAACAACGGGAGCAGCAACAGAAGCCUUCUUCCCCUACGCCCGACGUGCCUGUGCGCCUGUCCAACACGAGUAUCAGCGACGUCGUCAUGGGUAGGACCUCAAUGAUGGACCUUCUCCGGGUGGGGCCGGUGGCACGGAUGCCGCUGCCGCUACCGCUGCCGUCUGCGAGGGCGGAUGGGGAUGCAGAUGACCGCAGCCGUGGCGGUGACGUUCCUGGGCCGGCGUACCGGUGGACGCCGCCGCGGUAUGCCAGGUACGAGGAGUUGGAGAAGAUGAUUGCACAGCAGGGGGUGGCGGAGGAGGCGGUGUUUGAUAUGGAGUUGGCGGAGAAGAGCGAUAAUGAUGAUGAGAGCGAUGAGGGGGAUGGUAAUGACGAUGACAAGAAUGAUGAUGAUUCUGAUGAUGAUGAUGAUGAUGGGCAUGGCCAUGAUGACGGGGAGGAUGGGCAUGGCCAUGAUGAUCAGGGUGGCGAGGAGGACGAGGAGGAUGACGAUGGGGGGGAUGAGGGCGGGGAUGACGAAACGCAGGAGGAGGCUGCGGACGACGACGCCGUGAGAGCGUCCCAAAUCCUACUGCAAAUUCAGAGGCGGGUUGCCAACUUUGUACCAGCGGAUCUGGACAUGACGGGGGAGCAGUGGAUGAGAAGGGUGGGAGAGGCGUGGUUUGGGUCUGAUGUGGGAGAUAAAGCGAAAGAGUAGCGUGUACAUAUACGUAAACGGGUAUCUUUUUUUCAAGUUUCGUCUGCACUCUCAUCACAGCGCAGGUCGGGCUUAGAUUCGGGGGGUUGUUGUUUGUUUACUUUCUACUCGAUAUGGACAAGAGAGCACCUUUUCGUC